Molecule: messenger RNA, 2464 nt
Organism: Amphibalanus amphitrite
Lineage: Eukaryota; Metazoa; Arthropoda; Thecostraca; Balanomorpha; Balanidae
Product: luciferin sulfotransferase-like
Exons: 7
Coding region: 279-1427 (382 amino acids)
Biological process (GO): sulfation
Cellular component (GO): cytoplasm
Molecular function (GO): sulfotransferase activity
Source: RefSeq, a predicted model, not a curated record
CGGGGCUGAGGCGGUGCAGUCGCAGUGACGCGCCACUCCUCGGCGGCCCGGCCGGCGUCACACGGCUGUGACAUCAGCGUCACACGCCGGCCACUUAUCGGCGGCUGCAAACACCCGCCGAGCGGCGCCCCUGACACGGCUAAUUUUGGCGAUAGUGAGCUCGAUAGGUAGGUGAGCGAUAGCGCGGGUGGCGGACGGCGGACGGUGGACGCUCGGUCACUCAGCCGACACUGGGCCAAGAGAGGCAGCCGCUCACCCUCCCAGCGCAGCGUGUCACCAUGAGCGUCACCAACAGCGGUGCAGAGGUCGUGGGAGAGAAGAAACGAGGCCGGCUGCACAAAUUGUUACCAUGGAAGAAGCACAAGGCACAAAUGAAGCUCACUGCCAGUCCCAUAGCCUUCGAGCAGUACGACCCGCAAACCAAGUCCCUGCUGAAGCAGAACUUUGGCGUGUUGAACAACCUGGAGACGGUGUGGCCGGGUGGCAUCUGCCUGCCGUCCACCUACCGCGACAUCGCCGACAAGGUGUACCACCUGCCGCUGCGUCCGUCAGACGUCUGGGUCAUAUCCUUCCCGAAAACAGGCUCCACAUGGACACAGGAGCUCGUUUGGUGCGUUGGCAACGACUGUGAUCUUGCCAAGGCCAAGUCACUUCACAUGGACGUGAAGUUCCCGCUGCUGGAGCACUGGAUCAACAGCAAAGGCAUGAUGACCAAGGUGAUCAAGCAGAAGGGUGCGAAGACCACCAAAAUGUUCACCAUGCUCCGUCACAACCCUGAGCUCAUGGCGCUAGCCAAGAACGACACAACACAGAUCAUGCAGCAGACUCCCGAUAACGAGAGACGCUUCGUCAAGACGCACAUCUUCUUCUCUCUGCUGCCGCCCCGGAUACUGGACGUCUGCAAGAUAGUGUACGUGACCAGAAACCCGAAGGACACAGUGGUGAGCUACUACCACCACAACCUGCUCUUCAAAGGCCUGUAUGAGUUCCGGGGAGACUUCAAGACCUUCGUAGAACUAUUCAUGGCGAACACAUUGCCGUGGUGCCCGUACUGGGAGAACCUGCGGCAGGCCUGGAGUCGGAAGGACCACCCCAACAUGUGCUUCCUGGUCUACGAGGACAUGAAACAGGACUUGGCCGCCGCAGUCCGGAAAGUCUCCGACUUCCUGGAGAAGCCGAUGACGGAGCAGCAGGUGGUCGACCUCUGCGACCACCUCAGCUUCAGCUCCAUGAGCAAAAAUGACAAGGUGAACCGAGAGGUCUUCAGAGACGUCCUGAUGCACGAGAACAAGUCUGAGAAAAAGUUCAUCCGGAAAGGUCAGAUCGGUGACUGGAAGAACUACUUCGACGAGGACCUGAACCGUCGGUUCGACGCCUGGAUCGCGGCAAACAGUGAGGGCAUCGACAUCCAGUUCCAGUACGAAUGACGGCCGCCGUUGCUGGGUGGUGGUGCCGAGACUCGUGAGGGGUAGGACGGUCUGACGUCUCUGCCGAUGCCGCUCUCUGGAAAAGGAUGGCGACUUCGGCCGCUCUCCAGGAAAGGACAGUCGUCCCUCCCUUUCUAGAGGAAAGGACAGAGACCUCGCCAGCUCUCUAGGGAAAGAGCAGCGGUCUUGCUCGCUCGAUGUGAAAUGACAGUGGCGCAGGCCACUGUUAUCAGUGGCGCAAGUCCGUGGAAGGGCAGCAGCCUCGCUCUGUGGCGAGCCGCGCCGGAGCCGACCGGCUGCUUGCGCGGUACACAUGCAACUCAGGAGUGCAACUAGCAAGUGCAACAAUAUGCGAAAGACGGCAAAGUCAACAUUUAUGAAAUAGUGUGCGCCAAUGAAUUGUAGAUGUGCCUAACUCUGCGACAACGACAAGGAACGAGCCAAAUAUCCAAUCGCGUCGUUUCUUCAUGCCCGGACUUGUAUAAGAGGUUGAAGAGGGGCUAGAAAGCUGGAAGGAAGCCUAGGGGUUGGGGGAAUCGUGUGGGCAUGGUAUAUCUUUGUAUGGCAUCGUACGUUGUAGAAGAAUCGCAGAAAUGGUAAAACUACCAAUGUGAAAUUAUGGCGUGCAAUUACUUGCGCUUGUAUCGGACCGCUCUACGAUCGUAUACACUCAUUGUUCAUGUUACAUAUUUCUAAAGAAUUGUUUUAUUCCCGUAUUCCAGGAACAUUGUGUGCUAUAUGUCACAUGUUUUGUUAACCGACAAACCGAAAGAGGCGAAAUAUUGUUAGCAUUCCUUACAUUUGGCGUGCAUCUGAGAUUAACCCUGACUUGAGGGGACCGAAUGAGAUCAGUGUUUGUGAUAAAGUGGAUUGAAAUAUAGGUGACUGUUUUCAAUGCGAGAACAUAUGUGAUGAAUGUGAGAACCGUGCAUUUUUUUCAGUCCCUUCAUAGCUAUCGUUGAUAGUCGAAACUCUCUUGGUGGUACGAAUUUCAUUGCUUUGUAAAAAGACACGAGAAAUGCAAUUGUCUCUCCCGU